CAUAUUUAUCACAGAGGCAAACUGGCAUAUGGACUCAAGCCAGGCUUCGGCCAUGGCCAUCCCCGUCCGGAUUGGUGUACAAUAGUGGAUCAGGUAAGAGAGGAAGCCAGGGCUACCGGGGGCUUAAACUCCUUGUCAAUGAGUACCCAAGUAGGCAAAGAAGAAGCCAAAGCCCAAGGCUGCACUUGAUGUACGUUGCUGUCCGUGUGCUCGUCCCAGCCAUGUUAGGCGUCUGGGAUGGGAUCGGGCGUCUGCCGGCCGUUGUCGUUGUGCCUGGAUUGGUGUGGGCGAUAUCGACAUGGUCCACGACCAAAGAGACUCAUGCACGUGCAGGGGACUUUUGCUGCGACAAAGGACGCGAGUGGUCAGCCCCUGCUCCUUCUUAGGUGAGAAGUGACUAUCUCACUGCAUGCCGGGUCGAAGCUGUGGAGCACAAAUGCCUUGAAAGCAGUCUUGUC
Colletotrichum navitas is the source of this 458-nucleotide messenger RNA. RefSeq lists its product as uncharacterized. The transcript has 2 exons. The record is from RefSeq and is a predicted model, not a curated record. NCBI's taxonomy places the organism in Eukaryota, Fungi, Ascomycota, Sordariomycetes, Glomerellales, Glomerellaceae. The coding region runs from base 189 to 386 and encodes 65 amino acids.